AUGAGAGAACAUUUAUUACCUUCAUUAGCUACAAGCGAACGCGCAAUGAUUGAAAGUCUCGAUCCGACUAUAUAUCCUUUUUUUAUUGUAAAUUUCUAUUCAUCAGGUGGUGUUUGGUCGCUUCGUAAUCUGUCGAUCUCCGUCCCUCGAGCUGUCCUCUCUGGUGAAGGUCAAUCAGCUGUGUUAAGAUGCUCAUACGAUCUGGAAGGAGCAGCGUUAUACUCUAUAAGAUGGUACAGAGCUGAAACUGAGUUCUACAGAUACGUGCCAAGAGAAAUGCCACCAACUAUGGUAUUCCCACUCCCGGGAGCUUCGGUUGAUCUUGCUCAGUCAGAUCAUCAACAAGUACGUAUAGUGAAUCUAAACAGACGUCUCAGCGGUGACUAUCAGUGUGAGGUGUCAGCUGAUGCUCCUUUGUUUCACACUGAUAUACGAUCUGCUCCGCUCACUGUUGUCGAUCCACCGUUCCGUGCACCACAUCUCUCAAUAUCUCAAAGGAGUUAUGCUCGAGGAGACGUCAUACGCGCCAAUUGCUCCGUCGACGAAGCCUACCCUUCCCCCAACAUAACUUGGACUUUGGAUGACCACAAGGAAUGCAGUAACAUUCCAAAGUAUAAAUCCUUUUCUUGCUGCGAUGCCCCAAGACGAAAGUUUCAUUCUUGA
This is a messenger RNA of Danaus chrysippus (African queen), 663 nucleotides long. The record is from the annotation of a GenBank genome assembly. NCBI's taxonomy places the organism in Eukaryota, Metazoa, Arthropoda, Insecta, Lepidoptera, Nymphalidae.